UUACUUCCAUCUCCAGAUUUAAUUGGACGACUGACAAACCAAAACAAUGAAAGUCAAAGAACAGGAUGCAAGAAAUGUGGCUACAGUAAGUUUGAAAUCUCAGAGCUUCAAUGUGACGUAACUGUACACAAAUAAAUAUCUGAUUCAAAAAAAUUAAAAGUUAGUUAAGUUUUAGUACAAAACAUGCGUAGUUGAACCAGAGGACUUUCGCGUUACGUACAAUGAUCAUUCACCGUGGCACAUUUAGAGCACAUUUAAUGACUUUGGAUCAUUUACUAUUCAAGUUUCACCUUUAAAUCAAAUACGGUUACCAACUAAAAAAGCUCUUGAUUGUUAAAAAAAUGCUCCUUGUCAGCACCUUAGGAAAUGUGUAGAAAAUAGUAUUGAGAAUUUUUUAUACUGAUUUUAGGGUGUAAAGGAUUAAUUGUUGGUUAUGUUUUAACAGGUGGUCACCUAACUUUUCAGUGUCGUAACUUUGUACGCGUUGAUCCAAAGAAGGAUGUAGUGGUUGAUGUCAGUAGUACAUCCAGUGAAGAAGAGGAUAGCGAUAAAGAAAUCAGCGUCAGCUCUACAACAACUCCUACUUCAUCUGAUUCAGAUUCAAAAAGAAAAAAGUCUCAGAGGAGAAAAACAGUGAAAGAAAGGUUAGAUGCUGCAAACUUUUUUAAUGAUGAUGUGUUUUCCACACAAAAAAUCUAUUUCCUGUUAUUUUAAGAUCCCAGUCUCUAGAGAGGGCCUUGAAACAGAGAGAUGUUCCACGUCAGAGGGCUGCCUCAUACUCACCACCUGCUUUAAAGAGGUAUGAGUAGCUGUGUGUUAAACUAGCAUGGUCUUGUAAUUUAAGUAUCCUUGUUUUAAUUGCAAGAUUUUAAUGAUAUUUGCAGAAGAUUAGCAGUAUACAGUGGGAAUGUCCUGAUGCACCUCCAAAGUGACCACAUCAUGAGACAAACAGUUACAUUUCUCUUUUGAAAGUGUUAUUAACUGUGAUGACUGACCAAAACCUUUUUUAUGAAUUAUUUCUCAAUGCAGAGCCAAGAGGAGUCAUUCAGUAACAACUGAUGAAACUGACAAAAGUAAGGAAACUCAGUCAAAUUUGAAGUCUCUUAUUAUUUUGUGACUACAAUCUUCAAACUUUUAAAUUGUUUAUUAUUUAUUUGAUAUUAUUUUCUAAAGUACAAUUUAUAUAUGAUAUGAAAAUUACUCCUUUAAUCCUUUACACCCAUGUAUACUGUUUUCUGUUCAUCUCUUAACCCUUUAACUCCUAAGAGUGAUUAACAUGUACUUUCUCCCAAUAAUAUCCAUACAUUAUCUAAUAAACAGGUUAUGAGAAUACUUAAACUUAUCAGGUAGAAGUUAUGAUCUUGAUCUGACACCAAAUUCUCACAACUAAGUUACAAAGAAAUGUGUAGAAGCCAGAAGGGAGAAUUAUUAUCAAUCAGAUCUUGGGAGUUAAAGGUUAAGGUUAUGGCAAGGAGGAUUUGUUCAACAAUCAAUAUCUUUUUUAAUUGAUAAUCAUUCCCUUCUAUUCUUGUGAACUUGUAGGAAUGAUAUUGUUUGAGGAAAUUAGAUACCAGGCUCUCUCAGGUGUCAGAGGGUUAAGAUAUUCAUUGGUAGUUUUUGUUUUUAAUGGGAAUAAUUUGUAUUGUUACUAAUAAAAAAUAUAUAUUUUCAUGCUUAUCCUUACAUGUCGUAGGUGAUGAUGAUUCUGAUAGUCAUAAAAGAAAAAGAAAAAGAAAAAAGAUUAGCAAACAUCAGAAGUGAGUAGGACACAAAAUUAUCAGGCUCAUAAUGCAAAAUGAGGCUAAAUGGAUCAUUAUUUUAUUUUGAAUGAAUCUUGCUGGUUUACCAAACUAAAUUCAAGGUAUAAAGAGGGUAAGUUUCUAAAGAAUCUGUGGUGCUGCAUCAGUGGGGGAGUAUUUGCAAGAUAAUUUGAUUUUAUUAACUUAGUCAAUAAAUAAAUGUAGAUUGGCCAUUGUAAAGGGCCUCUAUUGCUGAGGUUUGAAGUGUUAGCCCUUUGUCAGAAUGAAUGACUAAUAACUUCAGGUGCUUCUGUCUGUUCUACUUAGUCUGCAUGGCAAGAGCACUUGUGUUCCUUCAUGUAUAUUUUAUGCUUUUAUGCAACCAUCUUUUGAUAAGUCACAGAAUUUCAUGGGAUUAAAAAAAGAACUUUAUUUGAGGGCAGGUAUAUUUGCACUAAUAAUAAUAUUUUAAAUGAGAAAGCAGACUGAUGCUAUUCUUUGUAGACUAAAGGAAAAAAGGGGAAGCAUUCAGGUUUUCUGUCUCUCAGCUGUUGAUCCCUGUUGUUGCCACAAACAAUAAGGAAUGCCUGAUCACUACAUCACUACUGAAAAAUGCUGCUCAAGAGUUGAUUUACUUACAUGUAAUUAUACAGCUGCAAGUAUUAUUUUCAGGAAAGAACAGCCAAGGAGUAAACACAGAAAGAGCCACAAACACAAAGAAAAGAAAAAAAGCAGAAGGAAAAAGAGCAGAAAAAGACACAAGGCAACCUCAGAGUCUGAGUGAUGCUCUUCAAGACUAUUCAACCCUAAUGUUCUUGUGAAUAGAUUAUGAUGCUUGAAACUGAAAUGCGGGAAAGAUCCAUGAGCAGGGGUGGAUGUUUAAGCCUUCUGUAUCAACUAUUAUCACAAGUUUUGAAAGUGCUUCAGUUCUUUACUGGUAUUCAAAUAUUAACAAUAUUGCUAUAAUUUGAGUUAAAAGUUCUUUUUCACUUGUUCAACUGUCAAAGUGUAAAACCAAAACCAUAGUCAUAUGCAUGGUUUUGCAAGGACAAGGUAACACUUUUUUUUUUUAAAACAUGAACAAUUUGUUUUUAUGUAAUUCAACUCUCUUCUCUGUCUGUACAAAGGUUCAGCUUAGUAGUACAAGAACUAUACCACUGAUGUUUGGUGUAGUUAGGGGGAAGAUGUUCUCACAAUGUAGGGGUUGAUUGGAAGGAAACAAAUUCUUACAUGACUGUAUUUUUAAUUUAACCCUGUAAUGAAAACUUUUUAGAAAGAAAUUGUAAGAACUCCAAGAGCUUGUUCUUGCUAUUUUAUUCUGCACUUUGUACACACUAUAUACUUGGGCAGCUGUUUUAAUUUAGUUUAUAGCUUAGUGUUAAUAGCAUGAGAUUUAUAAUUAGAUUAUGAAACACAUAACAAAAUACUUGAAUACCUUUACCCAUGGUUUUAUAUGAAAGUAACUUUCACAACACCAUAUUGAAUUUGGGUUUACAGUAAGUUUUAAUAUUAAGAUACUGUCAAAAAUAGUCCAUGAUCUUGAUAAAUAAUCCUCACAAAGCUCAUUUUCUGAACAUCAUUUGAAAGAUGAAAACCAGACCUAGACUGAACAAAUCUUUUUAAAGGUUAAAUAUGAAACUUGUAUGAAAAUAUAGCCUUACAUAUUAUUAUUUUCCC
Molecule: messenger RNA, 3416 nt
Organism: Pocillopora meandrina
Lineage: Eukaryota; Metazoa; Cnidaria; Anthozoa; Scleractinia; Pocilloporidae
Source: the annotation of a GenBank genome assembly